Exaiptasia diaphana is the source of this 1850-nucleotide messenger RNA. Its product is annotated as cyclic AMP-dependent transcription factor ATF-3. The record is from RefSeq and is a predicted model, not a curated record. Lineage: Eukaryota; Metazoa; Cnidaria; Anthozoa; Actiniaria; Aiptasiidae. Gene Ontology annotation, biological process: regulation of transcription by RNA polymerase II. Gene Ontology annotation, molecular function: RNA polymerase II cis-regulatory region sequence-specific DNA binding; DNA-binding transcription factor activity, RNA polymerase II-specific. The transcript is spliced from 4 exons. The coding region runs from base 278 to 790 and encodes 170 amino acids. Gene Ontology annotation, cellular component: nucleus.
AUGACAUACCAUUGUAAAAUACUCGUUUUAUCCAACUUAAUUGAUUGGAUUCGAUGACAUAGGUUUCGUCAUUACCAAUUAACUUAUUCUAACCAAUCAAGUCAUUUUUUGUUAGAUCAUCAAUAUGCAAACCGGAACUGAAUCGAUAGAAAACAUGCGAAAAGAUCGAUGACGUAACUCUCGAUUAGCACGUGCGCCAGAGUCAGACUCGUUUUUAGCUCUAAAAUCUUAAACCAAUGCAUCAAACAAAGUUUAUUUGUACACAAGACAGCGAAAAAUGCUCCCUUCUAGAGGAUCUGACCAAAAGGCCAGAUACGUCCCUCCGAGUUGCAGUGGUGACAGCCUUCGGGAUCGUUUGGCAAUGCCWAGCAAUAGCGCUUGCGCGCUCGCUACAUCGUCAGGUUUAAACGAGGAAGGAGCUCAAGUGAAGGAAGAGUUAAAACAAGCAAUACAAGCAAGACGAGUAAAUCAAGGCUUAAAUGCACUUCCAUUACCCAUUAAGCAAGAGGCUAAAACCACAUAUGAGCUUACACCAGAGGAACAAUYAAAAAUAAAACGAAGAAGAGAGCGAAAUAAAAUGGCUGCCUGGCGAUGUCGAGAGAAAAAGAAACAAAGACUCGACGACCUUGAACGGGAAGCCAAUCAACUUGAGCAAAAUAAUAACGAUUUAGCACGAGAAAUAGCGAGUCUGCGAGCCGAAGUCAACACCCUGACGUCAGACCUUCGUACGCACAGGUGCUUGCUGGGUAAAGGAGUUAACAGUAAGAACUAUACCAAGCCGCCUUCAUGACAAAGAGCUGGGAAUAUGUUAUUUGAUUUGGAACGAUAUAGUUUUUAAUUAGGACUAACAAAUUACUAGAUCUAAAUUGCGAAAAAUGGGAGUAAAACAUAAGAACCUAAGUUGAGGUUUAUCCGGUCAUCGAAGAAUCGUAGUUUUUUGAGAUUCUGGCCAUUUGAAAGCACAUUAUUUCUGGUCUUGUAAUAAGUUUGCUGAAAAUACCGAGAUAUACGAGAGACUUUUUCUCUGAUAGUCGUCGAGCUUAACUGAUUCUGUACACACAGGGGCACAAAUAAAGUUCUGGGGAAACUAGUGAAACAUUCAGUCCAAUCUUUGGUAUUUUUUAAAGCAACAAUUUGUGGUAAGCAUUUCAGUGUUUGAUAAAUGAUACCGUCGAUGAAUAAAAACAACAACAACAACAACAACAACAACAACAACAACAACAACAACAACGAAAUAUCAAUCAAAGCCGAAAAGGCUUUGGAUCUGAGAAUGACGUCAACUUCGUUCCCAGGCCCUUAUCCCUUCUUUUUUGGUUAAGUGGGUGAGACCUGGUAACGAGGUUGGAAUGACGUAAAGGUGAAAGUCAAUAGGCAUUCAAUAAUAUCCCAUAAUUUUUUGGGAAAUUAUAUAUUAAUUGUAGACAAUAGAAAGCAAAUGCAUUUGCAGGUGGAUGUUUUUUCCCUUAAAUAUCUCAUUGUAUCAAAUGCAAUAUUUAUAAUKAUAGGCGUGGCACUGAAGGGAGAUUGAUCGUGAGGAACUUUGAAGCGCCUCAACACGCCAAAAUUGCGGUUAAAAGUUUUUUAAAUUGUAUUCAGUUUAGGGUUUUAAAUUGAAUUUCUCUUGUUGCAUUCGAACAUUUUAAUAAAAAAUCUAAAUGAUUUUAUGUACAACAGUUUGUAUUUAUGAGAUUUCUAUGGUUUGUGGCUCAUUUGUGAGAUAUUUAAUUGUCAGUAUUUACAUUCMAAUAUGCUAUAGUUACAAAUUCAAUAAAUAUAAUAGAUUCAAUAUAUAUGUGCUAAAAUAUUAUUUUCUUUGAUAUUUUCAUACAAUAAAAGGCCCUUUUAUACUC